GUAACAGGUAGAGGGAGUGAGAAGGCGAUGAUGGAAAUCUGGUGUUGGUGUUUCUGUGUUGGCUAACUUGCGUUGAGGGAAGCGUCCGCCAUUUGUAAAAAUUGCGCGUGCUUUUGUGCGUUGUACGUGUUUAUAUCCGAGUAUUCUGCAUUGGUAAAAAAGCGUUUAAUUUGAAAAACCAAACAUGAGUUCCGAUCUGGACCCUGCGAAGUUGAAAGUGGUCGAGUUGAGGGCCGAACUGCAGACCAGGGGCUUGGAUGUGAAAGGCAACAAGCCGGUUUUGGUUAAGCGUUUGAAAGAAGCUUUGGAGGCAGAGCUGCAAAAAGUAAUACCAGAUACAUCAAUUGCUGAUACUUCAACGGAAGACUUGAACAGUUCACAAGAGGCGGAUCAUGAUAAUAAAGAAGAGGAGGAGGAUAAUGUAGAUCAAGAUUCCCCUGACCCUGUACAACUAGAAGAACAAAGUGUACCUAAAGAAGAGAAACCUGUUAAAAGCACAGAAUGUCUACCUGAUAAAACAGAAGAAGACAAAAACAUGAAUGAAACUAAAGUGGAAGUUCCCUCUGAGACAGAGAAGCCAGUAGCUACCCCCGAAACAGAGAAGCCUGUUGCUAUCCCUGAAACAGAAAAACCUGUCUCUGUGAAAGACGAAAUAAUGGACGAGGCAGAAGAACCUGCUAAAAGUGAAGACAAAAAGGUUCUUGUUGAACCAAAACUUGAACCAGUCGCUGAAGUUAAGGUAGAAGAAAAGCCUACUGAAGCAGAUGAGGUUCAAAGCAAGGAAUCUGUUGAGCAACAGAAUGGAGAUUGCGCUGCUGAGGAUAAGGAUGAGGACAGCGACGAACCGAAAAAUCGAAAAUCUCGUUGGGGAUCUAACAGUGAAGAGGAGAAGAAAGAUGUUGUUGAGGAAGCCCCAAAGGAGGAGAGUGAAGCUCCACAGGCUGAACAGCAGAAAAUGGAAGUGGAUAAUCAAGUUCGUGCCGAGAAACGCAAACGCACACCUUCUCCAGAUCAGCCACAGCAGAGGAGGCGCAGCAAAUCCCCUAACAAAGAUGAAGAACCUGCCAUUGAUUCCAGCAAUGUUCAACUAAGCUGGUAUGAUUCCGACCUUCACCUACAAAUUGAUAAAGAGACAUUCUUAUCUGCAAAGCCAUUGCACGACGGACUGUUUGGUUAUAUUUGGUCUGGUGCAAGAUUAUCGCAUGGAAUUAAAAGCGGAAAGACAUUUUACGAAGUUAAACUUACUGAAGAGCUACCUUUUGAUGAUGUACUGCGAACCCCGAAUAAGGAGAAGAAAGAUCGCAAGUCGAAUGAUAAACGCGAUAAAGUUGCAAAGAAUAAAAAUGACGAUACCAAAAAGGACCAAGAAUCGUCCACCAAUACCGACACGAACAAAGAAACUGACGUAGCUAAGGAAUGCGCUGCAGAUGUACCAGAAAAAGAUGGUGAUGUUGAAAUGAAAGAUGCGGCAGAGACUACAGAGCCAGAGUGCGUAAAAGAUGACGAUAAAACUACCAACCAAGAUACUGAAAAAGUUGUAAAAGAAGAAAAGGUUGAAGAUAUGGCCGUUGAUGAAGGUGCGAAGACCGCUGACAAUGCUGAGAAGAGUGCUGAAAAUGUUGAAGAAAAGAAGGUUGAUGUUAAUGAAGAAAAGAAGGUUGAUGUUAAAGAAGAAAAAAUGGAAACUGAUGACAUUAAAGAAGAGGUGAAAGAGACUCCCGAAGACGGUAAAGAAGAGUCAAAAGAGGCUACAAAGGAUGAAGAAUCGGCUAAAGAUGCUACUAAUGACGAUAAGGGUAUCAAAGAAGUUGAAUUAAACAUUCCUUCGCAUCUGUUUCGUGUCGGUUGGUCAACGGUUUCAUCAAAUAUGCAAUUGGGAGAAGACAAAAUUUCUUACGGUUUAGAAUCAAGCGGCAAGUUCUUUGUAAAUUCGGAGUUCAGCGAAAAGGAAUGCAAAUUCGCGGUUGGUGACGUAAUUGGUGCCUAUUUAGAUAUGGGAGAUGAUAUUAUUAAGAUGACAUACACCAAGAAUGGUGAAAUUAUGUUUGCUGAGGAAAUCAAACGUUCUGAAAUCGAAGAGGAAGAUCUAACACUGUAUCCUCAUAUUCUCACAAGGAAUUACUCGUUUGCAAUGAACGUUGGUAACCUCGAGGAACCAUGGUGCCCAUGUGCAGAAGAGUUAAAAGAGUAUAUUUAUUUAAAUAAAUUUGACGAAAAAGUAUUAGGUCCGCAGAGACCCGAGAAAAGAUCCGAAUGCCAGGUUAUUAUGAUGGUUGGUUUACCUGCAUCUGGAAAAACCCAUUGGAUUAAGGAACAUGUGAAGGAAUCCGAUAAGAAAUUUACCAUAUUAGGAAAUAAUCUUUUAAGUAGAAUGGCUGUUGAUGGAAAACCAAUUGAAACUCAAUUAAACAAGUCCAGGUGGAAUUUAAUCCUCGAUAAAAUUAGCAAGUGCCUACACAAGAUAUGCGAAAUCGCUGCUCUUCGCCGACGUAAUUUCAUUAUUGAUCAGACAAACGUGUUUCCAUCGGCGCAACGCCGUAAAAUGCGCUCGUUUUGGGACUUCAAGCGGCGCGCGGUCAUUGUAGUAAAUGAGGAUGAGGAGCAAGCGAAGAGAUUGAACCAAAAGGAGUCGGUGACCGGUAAAGAAAUGCCAGAGAGCGCCAUACUCGAGAUGAAAGCAAGCAUGAAUGUUCCGAGGACCGGCGAGUGGUUGGACGAAAUCACUUUUGCAUCUUUGCCAGAAGAUAAAGCCAAAGCGCAAGUACAAAAAUACAACAAGGAAGGAAGGGACGCCGGAUUUGGUAAAAUCCAACACCGAAAGGAUUACAGAGACGACCGUAGUUAUAAUCGCUGGGGAGGCGGUGGACACGGCGGACCUCCAAGAAGGGAUUACCGUAGCGGAGGAAACUUCAGAGAUAAUCGUUCAUAUCAUAACAAUAGAUUUGGAGAUCGGGGUUAUAGGCAGAGCAACGUAGGAGGUGGUUGGCGCUCUGGAGGAGGCGGCGGUAGCGGUGGACCGGCUGCUGGAGGAUGGGCCAGAAAUGAUCGCAGAGAAAAUAGGGGUCCCAGAGAUUGGAGGAGCAAUAACAGAGGUAUUGUUGAGCGUCCGCAUAGGCCGCAGAACGUCAGAGAUCCUAGGAGUCAUGGCGGUAGCGGCAGCGGUGGUGGCGGCGGCGGCGGCAAUUACAACAGGAGCCGAAGUUCCGGUGGUAGCGGCGGUAGUCGUAAUCCAGGCAAUAACUGGGGCAACCAACAACAGCAAGUGAGCAGCUGGGGUCAUCAGAACAGUCAGAGCGGCGGCGGUGGUGGCGGCAUUUGGAGCAGCAGCCAGGGAGGCGGUCAAAUCCAAGGCAGCUGGGGCGGUCAGCAGCAGCAGCAGCAACAGCAGGGAUGGAACCAGGCUCCAGGUAGUUGGAACCAAAAUCAAUGGAAAUAUGGUGGGUAUGGACAAGGGGGUUAUGGACAGUAUGCAAACUGGAAUUACUAUGGGCAAUAUGCUCAGAACUGGAAUUCACAGGGUCAAACGACAGGACAGGCAACGGCGGUAAACACAGGUACAACGCCAACUAAUUCUUCAUCAGAUUCCCAACAGUACACCACCAGCAACACCACCCAAAUGGCAUCCCAGCAGGCUGCGUGGGCGCAGUACGCCCAGCAAUACGCUAAUCAGAGUACAGGGAGUUCAAAUCAAGUUCAAAAAAUGAAUUAAAUAAAUAAUAAUUUGUACUUGAUCGAAAUGGAUCGAUCAGGUGUUAAUUGCUGCAUUACCAUUUCAAAAGACUGUACAAAACAAACAAAUUUUUAUUUAAUUUUAUAUAACAUAAUUGAGAAUAAUCUUGAUCAAUUCAAUAUAAUAUACCCUUAUUAUAUACAUAUAUAUAGUUUAAUUUUUGAGCGAUGGAAGGAAACCGAUCUCCGGCGAGUGAACGACGAGUUGUUUUUGUUUUCUCUCUCUCUCUCUUGAUCUUAUUUCGAAGAUGUCAUUGAAAUAGAAUUUUAUUAAUAUAUAUAUAUACAUAAAUUCAUAUAUAUAUAUAUAUGUAUAUUAUUUUGUUCUUAUUUGGGGGGGAAUUAACUGUUUACUGUUAGAUUGGUUAAAUAACCUAUAUAAGUACCUUUUAAUUUAACUUUUAUAACCAGACAUAUUGUACAUACAUAUUUUUAUGAGUUUAAAAAAAAAUGAAGUAUUAGAUUUUAGGAAAUAUGGAUUCGUAUUUGUGAAUUAAGAUAUAAAGAUAUAUUAAUAA
Nicrophorus vespilloides is the source of this 4247-nucleotide messenger RNA. Its product is annotated as heterogeneous nuclear ribonucleoprotein U-like protein 1. The coding region runs from base 185 to 3709 and encodes 1174 amino acids. Gene Ontology annotation, molecular function: protein binding. Lineage: Eukaryota; Metazoa; Arthropoda; Insecta; Coleoptera; Silphidae. The transcript has 14 exons. The record is from RefSeq and is a predicted model, not a curated record.